AAAAAAGGUUAAAUUGGCGGGGAAAAUGACAGCUAAUGGAAAAUCUCGUGGCAAUGAUUCGUCAUUUUCUAUGGAAGUAAAUAAACGAGCGCAGGGGUUAAUAGCAAAGAGAGCAAAAGCUUAUUUACGUGCAGUUGAAAAGAGUCAAUGUCAGGUGCCUACAGUUCAAAAACCGGGGCUUCCCCGAUUGGAAUCACUUCAAAGGGUCGCACAUAUACCCAUAGUCGAGUCUGGGAUCGGUGUCACCGAAAAAAUCUAUUCAAAAAUAAGAGAAUCCAACCCCCUCAUCCGCUGGUACCUCACCCUGGGUGAGAAGUCUUUCGACAUUGGAGUCCAACUCGCGCUACCAGCGGUUCACUUGCUGGAGACGCCUAUCCACCAACUCGAUCGGUUCCUCUGCAAGUCACUGGAUGUGGUGGAGAAACGGGUCCCGUCGAUCUAUUUGCCGCCACAGGCUAUGUAUUCUGAAACCCGGCAGUUCGUGCUCCGCAGAGCGGACUCGGUGAAGCAGCUCGGGACAGCUGUCCUGGACUCGCGGGUGACCGCGGUGACGGCCACCGCGCUGGACCGCGCGCUCACCACCGCCGACAAGUACGUGGACAGAUACCUGCCCCCGGAUUACCAGGAUGCUGCUGAUGUGGUGAUAAUAGUGACGAGCGCGGAGAGCUCGGGCGGGGGGGAGUCGGGGCGCGCGCGCGCGGAGCUCGCGCUGCAGCACGGCCAGCGGCUCGGCCGCAAGCUGCAGCGGCGGCUCACGCGCCAGGCGCUCGCUGAGGCCAAGGCGAUUAAGGAGCAGAUACACGUGCUGGUGUAUGUCGCCGAGCUGAUCGCUACGGACCCGAUACUCGCCUGGCAGAAGGCGAAGGAACUGUACGCAUCUCUCUCCAAGCCCGAGCCGGAGAACCAGGCCCGACCGGCCACGCUCGAGGAGCUCGUUGUCUUGUUGUCCCGCGAGACCGCGAGGAAAGUCGUGCAUCUGAUUAACUAUACGCACUCCGAUUUGCCGAAAAAUGUCCGUCAAGGGUUGACAGCUGUCACCAACCAUCUGUCCGUGGCCGCCGAGACGUUGCUCAAGACGGUACCGGUUGAAACGGCUCUAUCGGAAGUGAGAAGUUGGCGCGGAAAGCUCAAGGCGCUCCUACAGCAACUGCAGGACACAUCAAAGACUUACCUUGAACAACUAGCGAUGUUUUUGGCGGGAAAUGAAGAGCGCGAAAAAAUAACGCCACGUUCGGUUUACGAGCAACGCGAUGAUUUGGCGGCCAUCAAUGGAUACAAUUAAAUAACAAUAUUAGCUUUACUUUUAAAUUAAGAAUAUCUCGAUUAUCAUUUUUUUUUUAUUAUUUUAAAUACUCAUAGGUUAUUUCACGUAAUUUUUUUUUAAUUUUAUUCAAAAUUUUUAUUUUAUUUGUUUCACUUUUAUUUCAAUGUAUUUUUAUUUUAUUUUUUUGAAUAUAAUUGUACAAAACGUGUAGUUAAAAGUUAUGACAAUGGAUUGGUCGAUUUAAAACAAUAUGAUUCAUUUAAUUAAUAUUAUCAUUAUUAUACU
Molecule: messenger RNA, 1549 nt
Organism: Zerene cesonia (dogface butterfly)
Lineage: Eukaryota; Metazoa; Arthropoda; Insecta; Lepidoptera; Pieridae
Gene: Lsd-1
Product: lipid storage droplets surface-binding protein 1
Exons: 9
Coding region: 26-1282 (418 amino acids)
Biological process (GO): positive regulation of triglyceride storage; lipid storage
Cellular component (GO): lipid droplet; cytosol
Source: RefSeq, a predicted model, not a curated record